CGGCGCGCGCCAAAGCUUCUCAAGCAGCAUCGUCCCUCCAUCCUCGCUUUCGGUACCACAUUUUGCCCAACUGCACACUCCUUUGGCAACACAGCCACCACGACCACCACGACGAUCCCCACUGACGCGUCCCGCACAGGACUUUUUCACCGGCCUCAGCCUUGGCUACUGCAGCGAUUCUAGACCCACUGCCAGCGCCAUCGACGCCGCCUCCACCAUGGACGCUGGGGCCCCGCAAACAAACGGCCGCAGCCACGCCCAGCAACAGCACCACUCCAACGGCACCUCGCCAUCCGACCUCUCACAAGUCCUCGAAGCGCUGCAGGCCAUUUACUCGCCAGCCUCGAGCAACGACACGCGCAGGCAAGCCACUGAAUAUCUCGAGCAGGCCAAGCGGCACCCCGAUGCUCACCUACACGGCCACACCCUCGCCCUCGACCAGUCGCAGCCCGCACAGCUUCGCCACUAUGGCCUCACCGUGCUGGAGUACUCGAUCAAGUACAACUGGGAAGAAUUCUCUGCGGACGGGCAACUCAUGCUGAGAGGCUAUGUCGUCGAGCUCGCGGGGAACGUCACCGAGAACGACGCCGCAUACUUGAGAAACAAGAUCGCGCAGCUCUGGACAGAAAUUGCCAAGCGUAGUUGGGGCGCGGAAUGGCUGGAUAUGGACCAGCAGCUGGUCACGCUAUGGACCACCUCUCUACACCACCAAGCCAUCGUGCUGUAUAUCCUCGAGACCCUGUCCGAGGAAAUCUUCAACCGCGAGGAUCCCACAGCGGGCCUGCGAGGUAGCGAUUUGGGACGCGCGUGUGUCGACAUAUUUACGCCCCUGGCAGUCAUGCAGGAACAUCUUCCUUCGCGGGACAAGAGUUUGAAUGUGCGUUAUGGUGAGGAGGGAUGGCUCACGAGGCUGUGUGACAAUCUGGGAUGGUGUCUGGGCCAGGACUGCCAGAACCAGGAGGCUGUCAGGACAGGCGCAAUCAAGACGAUGAAUGCGCUCAGGGCUGCCAUGCCCUGGAUCAUUCCCAAAGCCAUCUCUGCCACACACGUCAUUGAAUCUGUCUGCAAGGCUCUUUCGGUUGCAGUGGUCGAACUACAAUUGGCCGCCGUCGACGUCUUGCAGGCCAUCUACAGCCGACACCAUCUCCACGACGAUGAGUUCGUCGAGCUCGUAUGUCCCAUGUUCACGCCUGCUAGCGUCAGUCUACUGCGAGAUGUAUAUAACUGGACACUGUCAGAUAUGAACAUCAACGAUCUGGACGACCAGAAAUACACAUUGUGCAAGAAGCUGUCCGAGCUGGCAAAUCACCUUGGGUUGUUCAUCGAGCAGAAACCUGAACAGAUACCAGAAGGCAGUGAUCUUGCUGGCAUCUUUGGCUUUCUCUUCGACACUCUGCAGAAUCCCAGCCUCGUUGUGUCGAUACCCGUGCUUCAUUGUUGGACCAAACUACUACGUUCGCCAGUCGUCCGAGAUUCGAGCGUGGUGAACUCAAUGGUCGGUGGUCUUCUCGAGACAUGCUGCGCGCGCUUGAUCCGAUACGAGGCCUUGCCAGAAGACACUGAAGACGUCACACUGCAGUUCUUGAACGAAGACAUUGACACUGUGCCUGAACGACAUGCUUUCUUAGGUAACUAUCGCAGAUUCUGUGCCGACGUAGUCGAAGUGCUUGUUAGGAGAACGCCAGUCGAGGCCAUGGAGCACAUCCUUGGUCGGGCAACGAACAUGCUCCAAACUCUCUACAGUGAUCAUCCACCGUUUCAGCCGCAGACGUUUUCGAAGACUUCGGCGCCUGCCUUGCGAGUCGAUGCUCAAGUCACAGUCAUAGAGGCAGCGUUGAAGGGGUAUCUUAAGUGGUUGUCCUCGCAGGGGGAAGAUCCGCAACAGGAUGAGCGAAAACGAAAUGCAAUGGAGAACUCGCUCGAGGAAUGGGGUAGGCAGAUCCUCCAAGCACGCUUCGAAGAUCCCGAGAUUGCGAAGAAGAUCAUUACGCUCAUGUCAACGCUCGCAACAAGAGCGCUUGGUGAUCGGCCUGCUUUCGCUCUCACAUUCCUUGAGUAUAUGCUGACCAUACGCCUUGCGGACAACACAACGUUCCCACAGUAUUCUGAGACAGUCAAGGAGCUAGAGCGUGUCUGCAGUUUGGAGAUGCAGAAGCUGGCGAUGAAGUUUGCCGAUGACUUCAUGAACGUGUAUGGACAGUUAGAAAGCAAGGUCAACGAGUUGAUCGCUGACCCCACUACUGAUGAACGACAGCGAAUGGCAUACUCGGCAUUCCUCUUUAUCAUCAUCCACCGGUGCACAACACUAGACCGAGGGACGCAAGAGGAGCGCAUGAGGCAGAUGCUGAACCAAGUCAAAGACGCGUGGCGAAGUGAAGAAUUGACAAAGUCGGUGUCGGAAUUCCAGUCCUUCUGUGGUGUUCUUGGUAUGAGGCGGUUACCGGACUUUCUGUCUGCAAGCAACUUUCGAGGCGUGCAAGACUGGUCUGAACAACCCCUUAACAGCGAUGGCCAGGCUAUGCAAGCUUCCAUGUUGGAGCAAUCCCAGCACUUGCCCUUGCGACUUACCAAGACUCUUCUUGCUGCUUCGACAGAAAAGCUCAAAGAUGGCUCUCCGGCUUAUGAAACUGCCGCAGUGCUGUGGGCUGAGGCAAUCCCAGUUCUUCUUCCCAAUCUCCUCCAACUCGUGAACCAUGCCCAAGCGUUCAAUGAUAUUGAUAGCAAUUGGUCGCAUCUUCCAAUCGAACUGCAGCAGGUCAUUCGUAGAGUGCUGACUGAUCGCUUUUGGCAAGCCGGUAUCUCAACUGAGAGCCGAGACGACUUCUUCAGUCGAGUAAGUGGGUCUAAAUCGACCUACGAAGGCUUUGCAUCCACAGUGCGAGGAACUGUGCGACAGAUCAGGGAGAGUUCAUACUACAUCCUGUACUCUUUGACACGUUUCCGAGAAUCUUUCUACGGUAUACAGGACUUGCCAGGACCGCUCAGCCAAGCACUAUUUGGACAUGCCCAUGCUUUGACGGCGCACCACCUGUCAGUCUUGUUGACAGUCUCUACACAUCUCAUCGAAGGGUGCCCAGUGCAGCUGCGCCAACACUUCCUACCACCGAUGGUACAAGGUCUCUUUAGGGAACUGGACAGGAAGAUCUCUUCAGAGUGGAAUGAAGUUGCUCGGCAGAUAGCGGAGUCGGGGGAUAACGACGACUUGACAGGCGAGAUGAAAACAGAGAGUAUACUUCGUCAGCUUACCUACUCGUCUGUCUCGCUUGUUGCGGUUCUACUCGACCCCAGACAAGAACUCUCCCGUCAAGACGAGCACGAUCGUCGCGAUGCAAACAACCAGCCCAUGUGCGACUUCAUCCUCUCCAUGCCAUCCGUACUCGAGCCUAUUCUCAUGUUCUGCAACUCAACCAUCCGCGUCCGCGACACAAGAUCAGUCAAUACGGUCGUACGCGUUAUGCGUUCUUUACUCCCGCGGUUUAAGGAAAAGUCACCAAUCCGCGACUACUUCUGCAACGACAUCCUCAAAUCCGCCAUCACCUCCCUUCAUGAACCAUACUUCGUCGACUGCCAAAAAGAGCUCGCCGCCCUCAUCGCAGGCGUCAUCCACCUCGACGACGAGAUCCCGCGCUCCAUCAUCCUCUCCCUACCAGGCAUGGGCGACAGCUACCGCGUCGACCGCCGUCUCGCCAAACUCAAGACUGCAAACCGACAGGACGAGCGCAUGCAGCGCGCCAUCGUGCUCGACCUCCUCAGCAGCAUCAAGGGCGUCAGCAUCCACGAGCAGGGCAAAAUCCAACGCGCGGCCCCGAAGAAGAGAUCCGCGUUCCAGGAGCAGUACAUGAGUGUUGAUCAGCCGACGGUGGUUGUCAGGGGUAAUAGCCCCGAGUUGGCGGGCGUGGCGAAUAUGUUUGGUGAUUCUUGAGUUCCUGGGUUAUUACACGGGGUAAAUGAGAAGCUAAUCGAGGGUCUGUGUAGGUGGGAUGAGUUUACAUUGCGUGUGGGUGGAUGGCGGUAAUAAGAUGAAUGGGAGGAGGGAUUCGUUCAUGAUGGGUUCUCAGCGACGACGGCGGUGGAGCGCUUGAUGGGGUUUGCAUUGCGUGGGUUGUUUGGGCUUUUCGUGCGUGUAUGAUUUGGGAAGUAGCUUUGUCGCUUGGAUUUGGGGAUUAGUCGGUUGGACUUUAUUCGGUUUGAUUGAGCUGAGCUUGGGAAGUGGUUUUCUGGAGAUGCGCGUCUGGGGUAUAUACCUUACUAGAUCUUCUUUCUGUAUGGAUAUGGAUAUGGAUAUGGAGCUGGAUAUGGAUAGCAAGUCGAUCUACAGUAUGACUUAGAACGCGUGGCUUUCUUGCUG
Messenger RNA from Dothidotthia symphoricarpi CBS 119687, 4348 nucleotides. Its product is annotated as ARM repeat-containing protein. The transcript has 4 exons. The coding region runs from base 218 to 3922 and encodes 1234 amino acids. Gene Ontology annotation, molecular function: nuclear export signal receptor activity; RNA binding; small GTPase binding. NCBI's taxonomy places the organism in Eukaryota, Fungi, Ascomycota, Dothideomycetes, Pleosporales, Dothidotthiaceae. Gene Ontology annotation, cellular component: nucleus; cytoplasm; RNA nuclear export complex. The record is from RefSeq and is a predicted model, not a curated record. Gene Ontology annotation, biological process: protein export from nucleus; RNA export from nucleus.